CCUGCUCCUAGAUAUCUCCACAAGAUAGUACAGAACUCAUUUCCCUGCCUUCACGUCUCGUUCCGUCAGCAGCGUUGUUUAUUCCAGGACGCCUUAGCCCGCUUCUCGCAAAAAUCUCGAACUUAGGGAGGGAUCAGGCUAGGCAGUAGGCAACUGUCGUAACGCUGGUUGGUCUUGGUGCGAUAGAUCCGAACGCUUGUCCAAGGGACUGAUCCGACGACCAGACCGGAGGCUGGUUCGAAUUGGCUCGCGAUUGUUCUCGUGCUCGUGACCAAGCAUCUAUCGAUCUACUCUUCCUCUGGGCCUAGCGUCUCGCGCCACUUAUCCAGCCAUGGCUGCGACCCUCGCGGAUUCCUUUUUGGCGGAUCUGGACGACCUCUCAGACAAUGAAGAGGCGCCUCAGGAAGUCGGUGGUGGAGAGGGCGUGGAGGAGGGGUCGGAUGAGGAGGAAGAGACAAUGGACCUAGAGGCGCUCAACUACGAUGACUUGGAUGCUGUGGCCAAGCUGCAGAAAUCAGCCCGGUUUAUCGACAUGAUGCGGAGGGUGGAAGCUGCACUGGAAGCUUCGGAUGCCCAACUGGCCAGUGAGGGAGAACCAGAGGGCGCAGGACCCUCUUCUGAACAGAAGCAACUGGAGCAGCAGCAGGAGCAGCAGCAGCAGGAGCAGGAGGGUGGCAGUCUGCCUGUGUCGGCGGCAUCAGCAGCCGCAGCAGCUGUAGCUGCAGGCCUCACCCCUCCCUCUGCCACUGCUGCUGCUGCUACAGCCGGAUCGGCUGCUACAGCUGCUGCUACAGCUGUUGCAGGCCCUAUGGACGAAUCAGAGUACCAACUAAUCGUGGACUGUAACGGUCUUGCUGUAGACAUUGACAACGAGAUAACCAUAGUGCAUAACUUCAUUAGAGACAAUUACCGCCUUAAAUUCCCCGAGCUGGAGUCCCUGGUGCUGCACCCGAUCGACUACGCGCGCGUGGUCCGUCGGAUCGGCAACGAGAUGGAUCUGACGGUGGUGGAUCUAGAAGGGCUGCUGCCCUCGGCGACGAUCAUGGUGGUGUCAGUUACAGCCUCCACCACUACGGGACGGCCGCUGCCAGACGACGCGCUUCAGAGGACGAUGGAAGCGUGUGAUAGAGCCCUGGCAUUGGACGACGCAAAGAAGAAGGUGCUCAGGUUCGUGGAGAGCAGGAUGGGAGGUUUGGCGCCGAACCUAUCAGCCGUGGUUGGUUCGGCGAUUGCAGCUCAGCUGGUGGGCGUGGCAGGGGGGCUCAUGGCACUAGCCUCCAUGCCUGCCUGUAACAUCCAGGUCUUGGGAAGCAAGCGCAAGACGCUAUCCGGCUUUUCCACCGCUUCCUCCCUCCCCCACACUGGCUUCCUCUUCUUCUGCGAGGUCGUCCAGGCCACCCCCCCGCCCCUGCGCAUGCGAGCCACGCGCCUCGUGGCGGGUAAAUGCGCCCUGGCUGCCCGAGUGGACGCCAUACACGGGGACCUGGCCGGGGGUGCGGGGAGGAAGCUGAGGGGCGAGAUCGAGAGGAAGAUUGAGAAGUGGCAGGAGCCGCCCCCGGCGAAGCAGCCCAAGCCGCUGCCGGUGCCUGAUGCUGAGCCAAAGAAGAAGAGAGGGGGGAGAAGGUUGAGGAAGAUGAAGGAACGAUAUGGCAUCACGGACAUGCGGAAACUCGCCAAUCGCAUGCAAUUUGGAGUGGAGGAACAGUCGACGCUGGGGGACGGGUUGGGCGAGGGCUAUGGCAUGCUGGGACAGGCGGGUUCGGGGCGACUGAGAGUGGCGGCUGCUGCCAGCAACCUCAAGACCAAGGUGGCCAAGAAGUUCAAAGAGCGCAGCUAUGGCAGCAGUGGCAACACGUCGGGCUUGUCUUCGAGUCUUGCAUUCACACCUAUCCAGGGCAUAGAGCUGACCAACCCGCAGGCAGCGCAGAUGUCCCACUUGGGCAGCGGCACACAGAGCACGUAUUUCUCAGAAACAGGCACCUUUUCCAAAAUCAAGAAGCCGUGAGGGGAAGGGGGAAAGAGGACAACUUGCAUACAAAGUCGAGUUGCAUGUACUUGAUACUACUGUAAACACCCGGAUGAGGCUUGUGUCUCGUAUUUCUGGGGACCCGCAUUACGGUUGGUUUGUGCCCACGAAAUGUUGAGGGCGUGGAUGGUGGGGGUUGUGUUCUCAAAGUUUCGCAAUCAGUUGCAAUUCCAGGGUUGGAUUUUGGGGCGAAAUUUUUGUCCCGUGAGACAUUUUCGGGUCCUGAUCAGGGCUGACGUUUCAAAAAAAGGCACUCUGAUUUUACCCCCCAAUUUUUUUUCGAAGUAUGAUGGGUCAUUUUUCGAAUUUUGCCUACUCUGAAAUCUCUGUGUCCAAAAGUUGUCUAGGCUGAAAUACUCAGGGUUCAGAAUGUAGAAUCAGAGUCCACGGGCAGGGCCUAACUGUUAAAUGAUAUAUUU
This is a messenger RNA of Closterium sp. NIES-67, 2445 nucleotides long. Lineage: Eukaryota; Viridiplantae; Streptophyta; Zygnematophyceae; Desmidiales; Closteriaceae. The record is from the annotation of a GenBank genome assembly.